AUGUCUAACCCGCUGCCAAAGCCCAAGCUGCGAGGAGGCUUGAUGGCGACCGCAUUCUGCGCCGUCAUCAUUGUCGGUUCCCUGACCGGUGCGCAGCUCAAAUCCGACCAUCAAAAAACCGAGACCAUCAAACAAUUUCGCGCCGACUCGCCGGCACAGCAAAUAGCCAUCCUCGAGGAGCAGCGAAAACAUCUGGUGCAGCAGCGCGCGCAAUUCGAUCGCAAGAUGCAAGUCUUUCAGGAGCGUCUCGCGGAGCGCGAGCAGGAAAAGGCGAAACGAGAGAAAUAA
Messenger RNA from Beauveria bassiana ARSEF 2860, 288 nucleotides. RefSeq lists its product as uncharacterized. The transcript has 2 exons. NCBI's taxonomy places the organism in Eukaryota, Fungi, Ascomycota, Sordariomycetes, Hypocreales, Cordycipitaceae. The record is from RefSeq and is a predicted model, not a curated record. Bases 1 to 288 code for a protein of 95 amino acids.